CUUUUUCCUUGUUCUCGUUAUUAGGUGUCUCUUCCAUCUUUCCCUCAGCCACCAUUCGUCACAUCUGUUUCCCUGCACGUACAUUUCUACACUGUCACUGUCUAUACCUGCACAUACAUGCCAUUGAUCCCGUCUACAUAUGCACACACCUACGCGUUUUGAGUAAGUCUGCUGACCUGCCGAAAAGCCGAAAAUCAAUUCACCCCAUCUGCCAUUGUUCCUGGGGCAUCUCCAUACAGCAUUGAAGCUGUCCAUCAACGACAAUGGCUUCCACUACGACGGGACAGGAAGACCUCCAUCGUGAGAAGGAAGUCCCCGCGGUCACUUCAGAUCCAGAAGCCGGUCAGGAAGUCCAGCUCACUGGUAAACCCUGGAUGUACAAGCCAAUCAAGAUCGGUCCCUGGUCGUUGCCGUACUUUGCCUCCCCAGAAUCCCAGCUUCUGCUGGUCUCCUUCGUGUGUUUCCUCUGCCCGGGCAUGUUCAAUGCAGUCAGCGGUUUGGGCGGAGGUGGUCAGGUGGACCCUACCGAUGUCAGCGAUUCCAACACCGCUCUGUACAGCACCUUCGCAGUAGUUGGUUUCUUCGCCGGGUCCAUCGCAAACCGCAUUGGUCUCCGCCUGACUCUCUCUAUUGGUGGCUUUGGCUACUUCCUCUAUGUGGCCUCCCUUCUGUCGUACAACCAUAACAAGAACUCCGGCUUCCUGAUCUUUGCGGGCGCGCUAUUAGGUGUCUGCGGUGGUCUGCUGUGGUGUGCGCAGGGUGCGGUCAUGAUGAGUUACCCGAACGAGAAGGAGAAGGGUAAAUUCAUUGCUAUUUUCUGGGUGAUUUUCAACCUGGGUGGUGUGAUUGGCAGCUUGGUACCUUUGGGUCAAAACCUGCACUCUGAAGCUGGUCAGGUGAAUGACGGCACCUACAUCGCCUUCAUGGUGCUCAUGGCGCUUGGCUUUGUCCUUGCCUGGGCCCUCUUAGACUCGAAGUAUGUUAAGCGCAAGGAUGGCUCGCAUGUCAUUGUGAUGAAGAACCCCACGUGGAAGUCCGAAUUGAAAGGUCUCUACGACACCAUUCGGACCGACUACUACAUCAUCCUGUUCUUUCCCAUGUUCUUGGGGAGCAACUGGUUUACUGCCUAUCAAUUCAACAGUGUCAAUGGUGCUUUUUUCACCAUCCGGACGCGGGCCCUCAACAAUCUCCUCUACUGGCUUAUGCAAAUGAUUGGCGCAUUUGUAUUCGGCCAGAUCCUCGACUUGAAGUUCCUUACCCGCCCAGUCCGAGCCAAGCUCGGUCUUGGACUCCUUUUUGCCCUCACAAUGGGCGUUUGGGGCGGUGGUUAUGCUUUCCAGAAGACAUACACCCGGAAGGAUGUCGAGGCAGAUACCGACUGGACGACCAGCGGCUAUGUCGGGCCCAUGUUCUUGUACAUGUUUUAUGGUUUCUAUGACGCUGCCUUCCAGACCUGUGCUUAUUGGUUCAUGGGUUCACUGACUAACAACGCUCGAAAGUUGGCCAACUUCGCCGGUUUCUACAAAGGCAUCCAGUCUGCUGGUGCAGCUGGCAUGUGGCGCAUGGAUGCCGUGGGAACCCCUUACAUGACGGAAUUUGCCUCCUGCUGGGGCUUGCUCGCCGGCAGUCUUGUCAUUGCGUCGCCCGUAGUGUUCUUGAAGAUCAAGGAGCAUACCGACGUCGAAGCGGACCUCAACUUUUCGGAUGAGACCGCUCAAGAAGUGGGUGUCCCGCUGGAAGACCAUCCUUCCGAGAAGAAGCAGGAUCCAGAGUUGGCCAUCGUGAAAUGAUGACUAAGCUUUCUUAUUUUUACACGCAUUCCAUUUCAGCGGAAAGAGGUUGCUGGAGUUCCAUGAUGGCCAGGCAUUAGCCUCUGUGUUUUUGGUGCCACAGCAAGUUACGAAUAUCCGUAAUGGACUUAAUAUGACAUGAAUCUUUAAAGUCGCUGCAA
Aspergillus vadensis CBS 113365 is the source of this 1951-nucleotide messenger RNA. Its product is annotated as unc-93 family MFS transporter. Bases 264 to 1790 code for a protein of 508 amino acids. Gene Ontology annotation, biological process: transmembrane transport. The record is from RefSeq and is a predicted model, not a curated record. The transcript is spliced from 5 exons. Gene Ontology annotation, molecular function: transmembrane transporter activity. Lineage: Eukaryota; Fungi; Ascomycota; Eurotiomycetes; Eurotiales; Aspergillaceae.